AUGAGUUAUUUGGUAGAUAUCGUCACGAAUCUUGUCCUCUCGGUGGUGAUUCUCUUUAUCUCUCGCUUUCUCUGGAAUUACCUCCGGUCCCCACUAAAGUCCUUCCCGGGUCCUGCUGCUACCAGCUUCACCAACAUCUGGCGUUUGCAAGAUGUCUUUCGAGGACGGUGCGAUAUCACACAGACUGCGCUGCAUCGUAAACAUGGGCCUGCUGUGCGAAUGGGCCCGAACCUUCUCAGUCUCUCCGAUCCGAACUUGAUUAGCCAAGUGUAUAACACAAAGAGUCCGUGGCUAAAGAGUGACAUGUAUAACGUCAAUGACGUCGUUGUCUCCGGUGUCCGUCUGAGCAACCUCUUCUCCAGCCAGGAUGAGAAGUGGCACUCAACUUUUACUCGUCCCGUCAAGACACUAUACUCGAUGAGUAGGGUUCAAGAUGUGGAGGAAAAUAUGGAUAUUACGGUGAACCUAUUCCUGGAUAAGCUGCGCGAGCGGUUUGUCUCCACCGGAAAGAGUUGCGAGAUGACUGAUUGGAUCAGCUUCUUUGCCUGGGAUGCUAUGAGCCAGGCUACUUUCUCUCAAGACCUUGGUAUCCUCGAGGCUGGUAGAGACUACAAGGGUUUCCUGGGAAGAUCCAACCAGACGCUCGAUUACUUCGCCAGCAUUUGCCAAAUCCCACUACUGGACAUGAUUCUUGAUAAGAAUCCAAUCAUGCGCGUUGGACCUCCGACGUUCGUUUGGGCUAAUAUCUUCAGCCUCGAGCAACUCCAGAAGCGAUAUAAAGAAGGGAAUCCAGGGAACAAGCAAGACUUCCUCGGGAAAUUCCUCGAGAUCAAGGAAAAGAACCCGGAGCUAGUCAACGAUAAUACCAUUAUCCUCUGGUUACUUUCUAAUGUCCUCGCGGGCAGCGACUCUACCGCCUUUACGAUGUGUGCAGCGAUCUACUACGUCCUCAAGAACCCGAACGUCCACACGAAACUCUGCGCUGAGCUCCGCGACGCCAACCUCACACUUCCCGCAAGAUGGAAAGAUAUUCAAGGGCUCAAAUAUCUCGAGGCUGUCAUGCAUGAGACUCUGCGGAUACACCCGGGCGUUGGUCUUAUCCUCGAGCGCGUCGUUCCUAAGGGAGGCCUGUCGCUCCCUGAUGGCCGGUUUGUACCCGAGGGAGUCGUGGUAGGAAUGAACCCUUGGGUGAUCAACAAAGACGAGGGGAUUUUCGGUGCCAAUACGGACGACUUCAUUCCUGAGCGCUGGCUUCAGAACUCUGACGAGUCUGACGAGGUCUACCAAGCGCGCUUUUCCAAGAUGAAGAGUACGGAAUUCACUUUUGGUGCUGGAUCACGCGCGUGUCUGGGAAGAUAUCUGUCGCAGCUGGAGAGCUUCAAGCUCAUUGCUACCUUGUUCAGCACAUUUGAUAUGGAACUCCCAAGUCAAGAUCAUGAGUGGAAGGUGAUCAACUCGUGGUUUGUGAGACAGGAGGAUCUACCUGUUCGUCUGUCAGAACGAAAGGAUAGAGCUGUCACCGUCUAA
This is a messenger RNA of Penicillium daleae, 1527 nucleotides long. Its product is annotated as cytochrome P450. The record is from RefSeq and is a predicted model, not a curated record. NCBI's taxonomy places the organism in Eukaryota, Fungi, Ascomycota, Eurotiomycetes, Eurotiales, Aspergillaceae. Gene Ontology annotation, molecular function: heme binding; iron ion binding; oxidoreductase activity, acting on paired donors, with incorporation or reduction of molecular oxygen. The coding region runs from base 1 to 1527 and encodes 508 amino acids. The transcript has 5 exons.